CCGCGUCCCAGCAGGCCCCGCGGACAGUGGGGCCCGCUCGGAGCCCGCGAGGCGGCCGCUGCGCCCCGGGCCCCGCCGCUCCCCUCCUGGGUGUCCGGCCCGUCGGCGCCAUGAGCUGGGAAGCGCGGCUCAGCUCGCUGCUGGCCGAGACCGACUGCGGCGUGGCGCGGGCCAAGCAGCGUCUCAACAUGACCAAUAUCCCCUCUAAAGCAGAUUUGCAGCUUGACAAAAUAAGCACUGAGAACACUGUGUUUGAUGAACGUUUGCUUGGAACCCAGCAGCGCUGUCCCACCUGCAUAGGUCUCUCGCCCUGCAACAUGGCAGCAGAGAAGCUAGCAGCCAUCACCAGUCAGCUACAUUCCCAAACCAAGAUCAUCGAAUUGCUCACUCAGUCUGUGAAUCGACUGAAGCAAGAGAAAGAGUUCCAGCAGCAGCGGAUCAAUAACCUGGAAGAGGAUGUUCAACGACUACAGAACAGCUCUUUCAGUAACUUGGAGACCUUGCUAAGGAGGAUAGAUGAACUGAAAAAUGAACACCAUAAACAGCAACAGAAAGUGUUUCAUCAGCCCCAUGGAGACCGUGAAUCCCAUCUACAUCCCUGUGCCAACAGUCCUGGAGAAAUGAGAGAGAGCAGUGAAAAACUACUGUGGCAAGAUUAUGUCUACCUGAGGAAAGAAUUGGAGCAGCUGAAGCGUAAAGUCAAUCAACAAGAGGAAGAGCUAUUGAACCAGAUGUCUGCAACUGAUGAAAUGAAGAGAACUCAAAGUCGAUACUGCACGGUGUUGGAAGAUCUGUUGAGCAACCACAAAAAACAAUCUUACAAUUUAGACCAACCCAGGAUGGAAAUGCAGAGCACCCAGCAGGAGCUCAGCCACAUCAGAUCUACAGUCGCUGACCUAAAAGAUCAAGUGAAAAGUCUGUCCUUGAAGGAGAUGCCAUCUACUGAGCCGUUAGAGGAGGACAGAGUUGAUUGGAAGAAAAGCAAGAGCUUACUGAGAGAAGCAGCGAGUUUUUCUCCAUCCUCAGGUGAAGAUUCCACCUCAGAGCUCAGCCUCAAAGACUUGAGCUCUGAUGAGCUUUCCAGCACCACAGAGAUCAAGGUGCCUGAAGAUUCUAAAGAUAUCUCUGCGCUGUGUUUUGAGCUGGAGGAGAGUAAUGCUGCAGAAGAGACUGGAGAUAUGCUAGAUGCAGAUGAUGACCUCAACAGUGACCUGUCUGACAGUCUGCCUGAACUCCAUCUGAGUGACCUUUAAUGCUCAACCAAAGGAAGCCCACUUUACCAUAAGAAGCAAAUAAAAGGUGGAAAGGAUAUUUACUUCA
This is a messenger RNA of Rhea pennata, 1320 nucleotides long. RefSeq lists its product as uncharacterized. The transcript is spliced from 11 exons. The record is from RefSeq and is a predicted model, not a curated record. The coding region runs from base 111 to 1253 and encodes 380 amino acids. NCBI's taxonomy places the organism in Eukaryota, Metazoa, Chordata, Aves, Rheiformes, Rheidae.